CCUUUGAGACAAAUAAUUAUUUUGUGGAGGUGAAGUGCAUGAACUGUUAGAAAACAGCGUUUUGAAGGUUCCAAGCUUCUUGUACAUAGCUAACUGCUGAGUCUUUGUGCAGGAAAUAUCAACAGAUACCAGGUGGCUGUUACCCCACGAUCUCCUAUUCAUUGUAAUCUUGAUCAUUUUGUGGACUUCGUAAUUUUACUUUCACACAAUGAGUGGUGCAGGCCUAAGAACCGUAUACGUUGUAGCUGCCAAACGUACCCCAUUUGGGACGUUUCUUGGCAAGUUGAAAGAUGUGUCGGCCACGGACCUCGCUGCCCAUGCCACGAAAGCUGCCCUGGCGAGUGGCAAUGUUCCCGCUACAGCCGUGGACGCAGUCAUAGUCGGCAACGUCGCCCAGUCAUCUUCAGAUGCCGCCUACCUUGCACGUCAUGCAGCACUGAAGGCAGGAUGUCGCCAGGAGAGCACCGCACUGACUCUGAACCGCCUCUGCGGUUCCGGCUUCCAGUCCGUCAUCAGCGGUACCCAGGAAAUUGAGCUCGGCCGCGCCGAGGUUGUUGUAGCCGGUGGUACGGAGAGCAUGACCCAGGUGCCGUACGCCGUCCGAGGCGCCAGGAAGACCACGCUUGGCCAAGACCUCAAGAUGGAGGACACGCUUUGGUCCAGUCUGACCGAUGCCUAUGCCAACCUGCCCAUGGCGCUGACAGCGGAGAAGCUCGCCGAACAGUAUGGCAUCACACGCGGGCAGUGCGACGAGUUCGCGCUUCAGAGCCAAGCGCGUUGGGCUGCGGCUCACGAGGCCGGUCACUUUGCUGAAGAACUGGCUCCCGUCGAAGUCAAGGGGAAGAAGGGACCGGAGCAGUUUUCUGCCGACGAACAUCCUCGUCCCGAGUCCACGCUGGAGAAGAUGGCGAGUCUGAAGGCCGUCUUCAAGAAAGGCGGAACAGUGACGGCUGCCAACGCUUCAGGUAUCUGUGACGGUGCAGGUGCAGUGGUGUUGGCCAGCGAGGAGGCCGUCAAGCAGCACGGCCUGACGCCGCUGGCACGCAUGGUGUCGUACGGCGUGUCCGGUGUGGACCCGACCGUCAUGGGCAUCGGUCCCGUCACAGCCUUCCAGCAGGCGCUCAAGCAGGCCAAGCUGAGCCUCACCGAUAUGGCGCUCUGCGAGGUGAAUGAAGCGUUUGCUGCCCAGUACCUGUCCGUGGCAAAGGAGCUCGGUCUGGACAAUGCGAUCACGAAUAGCUGCGGCGGAGCCAUCGCGCUCGGCCAUCCGCUGGCCGCGUCGGGCUCGCGCAUCACCGCUCACCUGGUGCACCAGCUGCGACGUACCAACCAGCGCUACGCCAUCGGCGGCGCAUGCAUCGGCGGUGGUCAAGGUAUUGCCGUGCUUCUGGAGAAAAUGUAAAGCGGGGGCCCCGUCGGGAAAAUGGACGUUACGACUCCUCUGAGCUCUUCAGUCAAGGCAUUGCUGUGCUUGUGGACUUUUUGAGAGAGUAAAACGAACCUGUCAAAAAGGGACGUGAUGACUCCUCUGUGCGGCAGUCAAGGUAUCUGUGCUUUUAGAGAGAGUCUAAAACGAACCUGUCCGAAACCUAGACGUUACCACUCCGCUGAUGUCCUCUGUAGUGUUUCGUAUUUCAACUUCUAGUCUAUUAACUGUUUCUAUUUCUCUCUUACUCAAAUGAUGACGGGUACGGUAGGUAUCGGAUUUCUUCCAAAUUUACUGUCACCAGACUGACGUGUCAUUCGUUACGUAGGAUCGUAGAAUGGUAGCACUAAUGAUCUCGUCAGUCCAUGCCCCUUGACUCUAUUUUCGAUUUAAAAGAACUUAGCCCAGUUAUCAAAUUUUGAAGUACUCGUCGAUGAGAGACUAUAAUGCGUGGGACUUGCA
This is a messenger RNA of Sycon ciliatum, 1888 nucleotides long. Its product is annotated as 3-ketoacyl-CoA thiolase, mitochondrial-like. NCBI's taxonomy places the organism in Eukaryota, Metazoa, Porifera, Calcarea, Leucosolenida, Sycettidae. The record is from RefSeq and is a predicted model, not a curated record. The coding region runs from base 209 to 1402 and encodes 397 amino acids. Gene Ontology annotation, molecular function: acyltransferase activity, transferring groups other than amino-acyl groups. Gene Ontology annotation, cellular component: mitochondrion. The transcript has 7 exons.